UAAAGAUCAGCGACUAGAAGCCGAUCAGAGCCCUGUGAACAAGUUUGCUGGGGCCGUCUCAAAAAGGGCCAAAGCUGGAGUUCAGAGCAAUCUUAUAUCUUCUUCUCAAACAGAAAAGGGCAAAGUCUUUGAUGAAUUCGCCGGCCUUUCACAGCCUGAAACCUCUCUCUCUGGUGAACCACAUCUGCAAGAUGCACCCUUAUUUACACUGGAACAAACUAACACUAUGACUUCUCCGUCGCUGGCAAGGAGCUGCGAUGAAAAGAUGCAGGUCGCUUGCCUGAAGAAGGAGAGUGAGCUUGUUUGCUUCUCUGCAGUUGUCACACCGCCACCUUUAACUCAUGUUUUACCUAAAAAAGACACAACCAAGACGAGCUCUGACAAUGCAUCAGCUCCUCCAGAAGCAUUGUCUGCCUCAUCCUCUUCCAACAAUGAUUUGAUGCCAGCAGAAAAAUCCAGACCAAAAGGUCCACCUCCUCCUGUUCCCAAAAAACCUAAAAACCCAUUCAUAAAGCUCAAAACUGCACAGCUAGUAUCUAAUGAUGUGCAAAGAAGAGCCAAAGACCAUCUGCAAUCAGAGGACAGGGCCAAGAGGAGACACACAUUUCAUUUUAACAAAGAUCUUCUCUACAGCACACCAACUAAUCAGGACAUGUGCAUGCUUUGGGAUGAAAGGGGCACGUAUGCUGUACCGGCUAACUUUCGUCGACUGUCGGCUGAUGUCGGUCCCUGGGACCAUCUGUCUCUGAGGGAAAAGGAUGAUCGGUUUGGGGAUAUGAUUGAUUAUGACUAUUGUGUCCGAAUGACAGAGCUUUCACCAGAGGAAGAGCCUCAAAACCUGGACAUGAUGCAGAGGCAAGUGUUCCUAGAGAGGCGCUCCAGGCGCAAAUGGUCACCUCCUCCUUUUAAGGAAAGGCCACAGCAUACUCUGACCAGCUCUCAAAUUAUUGUUGAUCCUAUAGAAAAAAACGAUCAACAACCUGACAGGGUCCACAUCCAGAUCAAUGAAAACAGCCAGAGUGAGCGUCCUAAAGAUUUCACAGGCCCCAUCAGCAGCAGAGACAAAGAAAGAGGCAGCGAGGUGGAUUCAUACAAACCGGUGGCAGAAAUUGUGAAAGAAGCAAACCAAAUGCAGAAACAGCAGAGCCGGGUCAAACCCGAAGUGCCCAAAGCUCAGGUUCGUCUGGUAGAGCAGAACCCUACUUUGAAAGUUUCCCAAAUGAAGAAUGCCUUUGAUAUCCCGAAGAAAUCUAAGGAGAGGCCAACGGAAGUGCAGACAGCUCCAAAGAAAGAUAUGUCGCGGCGAGUUGUGCGACAGAGCAAGUUCCGUCACGUGUUUGGUCAGGCCGUGAGAAACGACCAGUGCUACGAUGACAUCCGCGUCUCCAGGGUAACCUGGGACAGCUCCUUCUGUGCCGUCAACCCCAAGUUUGUGGCCAUCAUCAUAGAUGCAAGCGGAGGAGGAGCAUUUCUCGUCCUUCCUUUGAACAAGACCGGCCGUAUAGACAAGGCGUACCCAACAGUCUGUGGUCACACAGGCCCAGUGUUGGACAUCGACUGGUGUCCUCAUAACGAUCAUGUCAUUGCCAGCGGCUCGGAGGACUGCACAGUCAUGGUGUGGCAGAUCCCAGAGCACGGACUGGAGGGUUCCCUGUCGGAGCCUGUAGUCGUCUUAGAGGGCCACUCUAAAAGGGUUGGCAUUGUUUCGUGGCAUCCCACUGCUCGUAAUGUUCUGCUCAGUGCUGGCUGUGACAACCAGGUGGUCAUCUGGAACGUGGGGACGGGAGAGGCCAUGAUCAGCCUGGACGACAUGCACCCGGAUGUUAUCUUUAGCGUCAGCUGGAGUCGUAACGGCAGCCUGCUCUGCACGGCCUGCAAGGACAAAAAGGUCCGCAUCAUCGACCCUCGUAAAAGGAAGAUCGUGGUGGAGAAGGACAAAGCCCAUGAGGGAGCUCGACCAAUGAGAGCCAUCUUUUUAGCGGACGGAAACAUUUUCACUACUGGAUUCAGCCGCAUGAGCGAGCGUCAGCUGGCCCUUUGGAAAUCUGACAAUAUGAAUGAGCCCAUAUGUGUCCAAGAGAUGGACACCAGUAAUGGAGUUCUGCUGCCGUUCUAUGAUCCAGACACUAACAUAGUCUACUUAUGUGGGAAGGGAGACAGCAGCAUUCGUUAUUUUGAGAUCACAGACGAGGCGCCGUAUGUUCAUUAUCUCAACACCUUUUCGACAAAGGAGCCCCAGAGAGGCAUGGGUUACAUGCCCAAGAGAGGCCUGGAUGUCAACAAAUGUGAAAUUGCAAGGUUUUAUAAACUGCAUGAGAGAAAAUGUGAACCGAUCAUCAUGACUGUCCCACGUAAGUCUGACCUGUUCCAGGAUGACCUGUAUCCGGACACGGCCGGCCCCGAUCCCGCCCUGGAGGCAGAGGAGUGGUUCGCCGGCAAGAACGGAGGCCCGAUCCUGAUCUCUCUCAAAGACGGCUAUGUCUCCACCAAAAACCGGGACCUGAAGGUGGUUAAAACGAACAUCCUGGAGAGCAAGCCAGCAACGAAAGUAGAAAGCAUCCCCACCAUCCAGAAACAUGCUUCUCCACAAUCCACUGUUAAAAUGGAAGACAAACUGGAAGAGGUACUCCGAGAGUUCAAGUCACUCAGGGACCGUGUCAUCCUUCAGGACCGCCGGAUCGCCCGACUUGAAGAGCAGGUCGCCAAGGUCACCAUGUAAGAUGCAGAGACCCUUGCCAGGACUGCUGUUUUCCUCAGCAGUCAGCUGCGGCCAAAUUCUCAAGAUUCGGCUUGACCGAGCUUGGUGUCGGUCCCAUUCCGUCGAGACCAAGCCCCACAUUCCAAGACCAUCUUUAUUUUACGCUCAUCGGUCCUCCUGUUUCACACUCUGCCCUGACUCCCUCAGAGAGAAGAGGGAAAACACUUUUAGAGGUCAUGUUCACAUCUUUAAGAAAAAGACGUUUUUCUUUUUUUUUUUCAUUAAAGGAAGUCUUAAAUGUUUUUAUUUUUUAAAACGUGGUGAAACAUUCUUAUGUGAAGAUUGUACUUACUGCUCAACAACCGUAGCAUCAGUAUUUCCAUUGUUCUUAUUGUGUUGCCAAAUAUGAAUUGUGUGCCGUUUCAUGCACUGCUUUUACGUCACUGUUUUUUUUUACCCUGCUGUUGUACAUUCCAGUCACAAGAAGGUAGAACAGUAAAAGUCAAGCUGGAUUUUUUUAUUUUUAUUUUAAACGCUAGCUGUCAGACUGUUUUCUUCCCACCAGUUCGCCUAUUGGUGUCAGUCAGUUAUAGGAAUAUGGAAGACAUCCUAAAAACAACUCUCUCCUACCCUUUUGUGGCUUUAAAACUUACCAUUGAGGCCCCAGUGUAGAGAUGGAGGGUGGGUGUGUGGUGCCUCUUGUCGAACUAAAGUUGCCCUCUCUAUGACCUGUUGGUAUUGGGAAGGACCCACUGGCAGCCUGUGUUUUACUGAACCGUCGACAGACAGCUCUGCACAUAAAUAAAGGUUUUUCACAUGAAAA
Messenger RNA from Cyprinodon tularosa, 3521 nucleotides. RefSeq names its product coronin, actin binding protein, 1Cb (gene coro1cb). Bases 227 to 2719 code for a protein of 830 amino acids. The transcript is spliced from 11 exons. Gene Ontology annotation, molecular function: actin filament binding. The record is from RefSeq and is a predicted model, not a curated record. Lineage: Eukaryota; Metazoa; Chordata; Actinopteri; Cyprinodontiformes; Cyprinodontidae. Gene Ontology annotation, biological process: actin filament organization; cell migration.